Phalaenopsis equestris is the source of this 936-nucleotide messenger RNA. Its product is annotated as ubiquitin-conjugating enzyme E2-23 kDa-like. Gene Ontology annotation, molecular function: ubiquitin conjugating enzyme activity. The coding region runs from base 172 to 723 and encodes 183 amino acids. The transcript is spliced from 6 exons. The record is from RefSeq and is a predicted model, not a curated record. Gene Ontology annotation, cellular component: nucleus. Gene Ontology annotation, biological process: protein polyubiquitination; ubiquitin-dependent protein catabolic process. Lineage: Eukaryota; Viridiplantae; Streptophyta; Magnoliopsida; Asparagales; Orchidaceae.
CUGUACGGCAGUACCUACUCCAGGUUCAUCCCCUCCGGCUCCAUUUGCAAGGAAACAGAGCUUCUUGUCUACUAAUCCAGCUCUAAUUCUCUCCAAUUUUCCGCCUUUCUUCUUCAUUAUAACUCAAUCAAAUCUCUGGGUCGUGGAGAACUCUUUUAUCGAGAAGGAGACAUGUCUUCUCCAAGCAAGCGCCGAGAGAUGGAUUUGAUGAAGCUGAUGAUGAGCGAUUAUAAGGUGGAGAUGGUGAACGAUGGGAUGCAGGAGUUUUUAGUGGAUUUUCAUGGGCCUAAAGAUAGUUUAUAUCAAGGAGGGGUGUGGACGAUUAGGGUUGAGCUACCUGAUGCUUAUCCCUACAAAUCUCCCUCGCUUGGCUUUGUAAAUAAGAUUUAUCAUCCAAAUGUGGAUGAGAUGUCUGGAUCUAUUUGUUUGGAUGUCAUUAACCAGACGUGGAGCCCCAUGUUUGACCUUGUGAAUGUGUUUGAGGUUUUCCUUCCACAGCUUCUUUUGUAUCCAAAUCCUUCAGAUCCGUUGAAUGGAGAGGCUGCAGCCUUAAUGAUGAGGGAUAAGGCUGCCUAUGAACAAAAAGUGAAAGAACAUUGUGAAAGACAUGCGAAGCAUAAUUCAGCUGCGGCCCCUCCUCGAGAUGGAUCGAGUGACGAUGAGAUCUCAGAUGGGGAAUAUGAUUCCAGUGAUGAAGCAGUUGUUGGGAAGCCGGAUCUCUGACCACAUUCUAUUCAUGGAUAUAUAGUAUACAAAGGUCUUUCUAAAUAUUGUACAUUAUGUGUUGUUUUAUGUUAAAUGUUUGGGACUUGGAUUUGGGAACAACGAUCAGUCAUUCUUGAUGGAUGAAUGCAUAUGUUGGCAUUCAUGAAUGCAUGUAAAUUUAUUCUGGAUGUGGAUGUGGAGUUCAUAUUUCCUUUUUUUUUGUGUGGCAUU